Messenger RNA from Odontomachus brunneus, 9616 nucleotides. Its product is annotated as UNC93-like protein. The record is from RefSeq and is a predicted model, not a curated record. Bases 608 to 2326 code for a protein of 572 amino acids. Gene Ontology annotation, molecular function: potassium channel regulator activity. The transcript has 6 exons. Gene Ontology annotation, biological process: regulation of potassium ion transport; regulation of muscle contraction. Gene Ontology annotation, cellular component: striated muscle dense body; plasma membrane. NCBI's taxonomy places the organism in Eukaryota, Metazoa, Arthropoda, Insecta, Hymenoptera, Formicidae.
GUGUACAGAGAGAAAACGACGACCGCGACUCGAACGAACCUGUGGAGCCGCGAGUCGGCGAACGAACCGACCGAAGUGCGAACCGCUCACCGAUUCCAAAGUCCGCCGGCAGGUAGGCAGGUUCAGUUGUCUCUGAACCCCCGAACUGUUCGGACGUGUUUUCCAGAAGCAACUUUUCACCAUCGCGAAUACGGUGAACGUAGGCUCUCGUCGCGAUCUCGUCUUCGACACGGUACUUGAAACACGCGCGUACAUCCCGCAUCCUCAAGAAUACGCAGACACGCGUUAUUGAAGUGCUCGCAAAGGGAAAAAGAAAACGAGGGAGUUGUCGAUCCGUUGGUCGGAAAAUCGAACGUUCGGGAGAAUCGAUUCGCGCGACAUCGCGAGAACCAGCCAGCCGCAGUUGUCGUGUACAGGCUCUCGCACCCUCUUCCGCGUCGGUAGAACAGCCCCGCGAGAAUCAACCACCUGUUCGCCUGUCUGCUUCUUUCUCUCUCUCUUUUUCCCUCUGCCCAACGAGGACGUCGAGACGCCGCGAGACGAAGGGGAGAACGAGGUCGUCGCUGAGUCGAACGGACGGUCUGCUAAAACGUAGCCGACACGUAAAAUGGUUGCUUCACAAAACGACGGUGGCAGAAGCAUGGGCGGUGGUGGCGGCGGCGGCGGCGGCGGCGGCGGCGGCGGCGGCGGCGGCGGCGGUGGCGACGACACGGUUUACACGGUGACCGUGAGCGGGGUCGGUUACAGAAAUGAGGGUUACAAGGACGACGGCACCGACGGCAUACCGCCGGAGCCGCAAAAGCCGCCGCAGCUGCCGGCCGCGGACGACGACACGCAGUCACGGAAGUUCAAGCUGUCGCGCGGCGAAAAGUGGCGUAUCCUGAAGAACAUCGGCACCGUGUCGAUCGCCUUCAUGGUGCAGUUCACCGCGUUCCAGGGUACGGCGAACCUCCAGUCAUCGAUCAACGCCAGCGACGGCCUCGGCACGGUCUCGCUUUCGGCAAUUUACGCCGCCCUGGUGCUUUCCUGCAUCUUCGUGCCGACCUUCCUCAUCAAGAGGCUAACCGUCAAGUGGACCCUCUGCGUGUCCAUGCUGUGCUACGCGCCGUAUAUCGGCUCUCAAUUCUAUCCCAAGUUCUACACCCUGGUGCCGGCCGGCGUUCUCUUGGGUCUCGGCGCCGCGCCUAUGUGGGCCGCCAAGGCCACGUAUCUCACACAAGUCGGUGGCGUCUACGCCAAGAUCACCGACCAGCCGGUCGACGCCAUCGUCGUACGGUUCUUCGGGUUCUUCUUCUUGGCGUGGCAGACGGCCGAGCUCUGGGGCAACCUCAUCUCCUCGCUUGUGCUGAGCGACGGCGGUCACGGCGGCGGAAGUGGCGGCAGCAGCAGCAACAGCACGGACAGCUGGGACAAGAUCAAGUUGUGCGGCGCUGAUUUCUGCAUCCUCGGCAACGGAGGCCACGAGAACCUGGAACGGCCGCCGGAGUCGGAGAUCUACGAGAUCUCCGCGAUCUACCUCACCUGCAUCAUCGUCGCGGUGAUCAUCGUCGCGCUCUUCGUCGAUCCGCUCUCCAGGUACGGCGAGAAGCAACGACGCUCGGACAGUCAAGAGCUGAGCGGCAUCCAACUGCUCUCUGCUACGGCUUACCAGCUGAAGAAACCCUACCAGCAACUGUUGAUACCUAUCACGGUAUGGAUCGGCAUGGAACAGGCUUUCAUCGGUGCCGACUUUACGCAGGCGUACAUCUCCUGCGCCCUGGGUGUCCACAGGGUCGGCUACGUCAUGAUCUGCUUCGGGGUGGUCAACGCAGGCUGCUCCUUGCUGUUCGGCUCGUUAAUGAAAUUCGUCGGCCGACAGCCGCUGAUGGCGUUGGGUGCCAUCGUUCACGCCUCCCUCGUGGUCGUCCUUCUCAUGUGGAAGCCUCACCCUGACAAUCCCUACAUUUUUUAUUCCGUUUCCGGACUGUGGGGUGUAGGUGAUGCCGUGUGGCAGACGCAGGUUAACGGACUCUACGGCACGUUGUUCAGGCGCAACAAGGAGGCAGCCUUCUCCAACUACAGACUGUGGGAGAGCGCCGGUUUCGUGAUCGCCUAUGCGUACAGCACACACCUUUGCGCCCGCAUGAAGCUAUACGUGUUGCUAACAGUGCUGAUCACCGGCACGAUGGGCUACAUUGUCGUGGAGCUGCUGCACAGGCGCAAGCAACGGCGGCUCAAGGCGAUCGCCGAGGACCCGAAGGCCGCCCAGGCCGAGGUGAAUCAGCCAGAGGAGACCGACGACGAGAAGGACGACCUCGACGACGAGAUCAUCAUCACCCACCUGUGAGCGACGACGACGCGGUCGUUCCUCCUCAUCUUCGCAUUACGACGGGACCGCUCGUCUCGUCGACGGGGAAAUCGACGAUAACGGCGGGAAGCUGCCGGGAAACAGCCGAUCGAUCGUUCGAUUUCGUGGACACAUUUUCCUAAUCCGACGAACUCUUCCUCUCUAUCCUCUCUCGUUCUCGAUCGCGGGAUCGGCUGUGCAGCUGUCCAUCGCGAUUCCCCGUCGACGAUGAUCGCAACGUGAGGGAAAUUCGCACCACGACGUGGAGUCACGCACACAAGAGCGCAAUAUAAGGAGAGAGGACUCGCGAGAUCAAGGCCGGCACGACCUCCAAGUGUGAACCGCGCACCUUCCACGAUGAAGUGGAAGCACCCAGCGUCAACCGCCUCCCCGCGAGGAAACGCAUGUCAAUUCGGCUCUCCUGCUCAACGGGAGCAGAACGAGUCAAUGAUGGACAACACUUGUCGACGCUUGUGCGGUGCUGAGGAACGCGUCGUAGAGAUCGUUCUCGUGCUAUUGGGAACGUGGGACUUCUGCCGACGUAGCUCGCAGCUUUCGAAUCGCUGCGAGAUACACGGCGACGAACCAUCCCGACGACGACGACGGCGCUCGUGGUGGCUGCAAUCUCGACGUUAUGUUCGCGGCAGGAUUGCGAUCGAGUGCGCGCGGUUUCACGCGUGGCUGAACAGUGCAUCUCGUUGCGCGCUCGCGAAAGAAACCCGGCGGUCCCGGAACUUGUCAAGUUCGUCCGGUAUUUAUUACGUGCAGGAUUGUCGAAUACUGUUCCCGGCGAACCGGAAACGGCAGUCAUCACUUGCCAUCGCGGAUCCUUCGGGAAGAACAAUUGAAAAAAAAUCGAUUCUAUCUUUUGCAGAUUGCCGAAUGUUGUCGAGUAUUGUAUCUUUAGCGAUUUUCUUCCGUGGAGUCCUUUACCGACUCCUUGAUUCUGAAAACUCGGAAUUUCAGUAUUUAUAUCCUCUUAAGAGUGUGCUCCAUUACUCGUUCGUACCUUUUGCUCGACAUUUAUUGCAAAAACGAAGGGACACGCGCUGAUGUCAAUGUCAGUCGAAUGCAUUCAGUGGUCUGUGCGAAUUAAUGAUCACCCGCGAACAUUUUUACUUCGAGAUACUUAAUUAACUGCAAAGAUUACUGUAUAUCGUGUUUAAACACGAAAAUGCGCAAUGAUGUGUCUGCAAUCUGUAAUUAAUGCAAAUUGGCAUAAGAAUCGACAGAAAUUGGUCGUAUUUGAAUAAUGAUGUCCUCCGGUUUUGUUGAAAUUUACAAUACUCUAUUCUUGAAAGAAAAAAAAAAAGGAAAACGAGAAAAAAGAUUGAAAAAGAGAAACUCACUGGCUUACGUCGAGGAACGGCGUUUUUGCGAGUAAUGAAUGUCGUUAUCGGUCACGUCGGCGCGGCGAGAUUCCCCCGCAUUUUUCGUGCGCGGAACCCACGCGAGAAGCACGUGAGAUGUGUGCGUUGGUCUGUAGGUUACAACAGUAUUCUACCUGCAAAGAAAAGGCGAGCUAAAAGGAACUGACAGAGAUUCAUUUAGAGCGCGCGAAUUCCUAAUCGUCGGGGAUUCAAAUCACGCGUGAUUCGCUCGGGCAUUCUGUUUAAAAUUCUUUUAUCUCGCUUCGCGGAAGCAAAUUUGUUUUAAUAGAAAAGACCGGCUUGAAAAGAUCGUUUCUCUCGUGAGAGUGACAAGGUACCAAAGUAAGCUUUUCUCUUCCUCGCAAGUCUAUCGAGUUACGUCACUUUUUUUUAAGAUAAGAUUGAGUAAAUGAAGGUUGGAGAACUCGCUGCUGGAAGGCAGCUGGAAGGAGGAAUCUAAAGCUGGAAGAUUGAAAAUUCCGCGGAACGAAUCUCUGUCGAUCUUUACCGCUCGACCUAUUUUCUGCGGGGACUUUAUCGCGCACCACUUUUCACUUGCCCUUGUAGCGUUCUCGACUGCACAGAUUUUCAUCGGCUUGGGACGAAUUGAUGAAGUGUUCAAGCCUUUAUCCUGCCUGUGAUUGACCAGUGGAGGCUUAUGACGUCAUUGAUCAACCUUGAAUCGAUCAAAACCCGUAUAGUCGAAAACGCCAUCAGAGACCUAGGAAAAGGUGCAAGAAACAUAUCAAGUUACUAGAAACACCGUAAUCCGCUUGGAUACAACAUUCCGUCCUACCAUAUUCUACCCGAUAGCUUAAGAGUCUACGACAUAAGCUUAGGAAUACGGACGCAAUCCUAGCGAGAUCCAUUCUUCGCCGUGCCGAUGGAACGCCGAUUAUCUCUCUGACCGAAAUGGAAAGACGCGAGAUUUUACAAAGAAACGUAAAUUGAACGUUUUGAUUCUCCGUUUCGCCAUUUUUGUGUUCGGUCUUAUUCUUCUCAUGCAUCUUCAGUGCAACUUAGAGCAAAGUAUCACGACUGCGUUAUAUUGGAUCGCAUAUAUCUCCUUAUACGUUUAUUUAUAAAAGAAUCGUACGUGAGAAUAUUGAAAACUCCUCUGUAUCUCGCAGCGGCGAGUGUUGUAAUAUUCGUGAGACUAUAGAGGAAUUUCUUCUAAAUUCCUUCUAAAUACUCCAAUUAAUCUCUGGCUUAAUUGAGCUUCGGCUAUCGAGCAUCCCGCUAUGUAAUCACAAGUGCGUGCAUAGGCAAGACCGAGAGAAAGCUCGCCGUUGCUAAAAAUAACCGUCUUCUCAUAAAAUGUGCGAUUCUGUUGAAUGGCAGAGUUGUCCUUAAUCGAUGUUACCGGUUUAUGGAUUGCCCGUCAGAACAAAUCUCGCUGCCUUUAGCUCUGCGCGAACUCGACGAAUUGCGACCUGUAGCAAAUCUCCUCAAUUCUCUAGACAACCGAAACGGUGAAUACUCAGCAGUGCUUAGGUGAUCUUCGUAAAAUUUACAAAAUAACAAAGAUUACUGUAAUAACCAAUCCUGGUAAAAUCAUGCAAAAAAGAUAUAAUUGUCUGAAUUUGAUGAAAUUAAUUUAUGUACGGCGAGAUGGCCACAUCAGGUAUUUUCUCCCGGAGAAAAGUUUCUUCCCGCGUUCUGCUUGUCUCCAGAAAUCUCUCUGUAGUGUCUCACGAGACACCGUAAUUGCCGGGGACGGUUUCAUCAGUGAGGAGCCGAUGCAACCCGGGUUACGAUCGCGUCUUUCCUCUUUGCAGUUUAUCCGAUGUUUAAGCAAUAUCUACAAUGAAAACUUAAGCCAUAAGACUUAAGCUUUAAGCCAUAAGAAAUUGACCAAUCACAAUGAAAUAUGAGGAAAAUAAUAAAAAAUCAGUGAUUAGUUAAUUUCUUAUGGCUUAAAGCUUAAGUUGCUUGAGUUCUCAUUAUAGACAUCGCUAUAUCGACCCUACAACGAUAAAGCACCGGCGAUUGCUCGAGUCGCGUCUCGGGGGAACGAGCGUUUCCCCGACGCGGCCACUUUUUCCCGCGGUGGCGCGGAUCAGAACGGGACGGGCAAGAAGCUGGGGACAGGAAACUCGUGAACGAGAAUCCUGUCUCCUCCACCUCCUCCUUCUCUGGAAAGGUAGAAGGAGGAGGAGGAGAAGGAUAUUCAGCCUCGCGCCGACUGCCUAUUUAUAUACCGCUGGUACUUAUCCGUCCGUCCGACCGACACGGUCCGGUCAGCUUCCAACGACGCGGCCCGGCGCCGCGUCCGUCUCGUUACCUUCUUAUUACACUCAUCCACUUUCUUGCUCGUUUUCCGCGCUACCACUGACUCGGCAACUCGUCCUCCACUGUCGGAGCGACGCGGCGCGGUUUUCUGCGCGACAUCUUUUCUCACAAAGAGCUCCUUAAGGCUUCUGGAAGGGGUCAAUCGUGAAUUUUUUCCUCUGGUGCGAACUCGUGAAAAAUAAAAAAUCUGAUCAUGGAAAUACAUGUAAAUGUUCACUUUUCGCAAAUUUACAUUGGAAGAAAGGAGUCGCCUCCAAGUACUGUAAAAUUAUUCACUUUUCACAUGCCUUCAUGCCACAAAAAUUACACGAUUAAUAAGUCAGAUCGAAUUCACGUGGAAAGAUUCAUAAUCGAUGCCUUGGCUAUUUGUUGCGGCCAUUUUGUUCGACGACGUCAGAAGCGAGGAAACGUAUGCCCAAAAUGCCCGCAAAGCACGUCGAAAUAAAAAAAUGCCACUUGCAAUUCUUUAAGCCUUUAAAAUACUCUGAACACUUCCGUUUUGUAUUCCGUUUUGUAAUAAUCGAUAAGUAACUGUAAAAUUAACAUUAUGUGUGACCUUUCUUCUUAACCUACAUUUUCUUAUUAAUCUGUCUCUCUCAUUUUACAAUCCAGACAGCACAAGAUCCCAGGGGAUGACCUGAGGACGUUCUCAAAACAUCUUUAAGAUGUCUUGUUCUGUAAGAUCUGUGCUGUUUUGGGAAUUGUUUAUUAAUCGUUAGAACAAAAGUGUUUGGGAUAUUUUGCAGGCGUGCUUAAUCGAUUGCAAAUGUCGUUUUUCGGAUAUAUCCUUUUAUUUCGAUAUAUUUUGCAGGAAUUUCGGCAUGCAUUUUCGCGCUUCUUCUGACGCCAUUAAUCAAGAUAGCUAUGGCGAAAAGCCAGGAGCCUUAAUAAUCAUGCUGGAAGCCGCACGUCGAACAGACGAACGCGAAAUGCUUUGCUCGCUUUUACGCGCGUCCCUCCUCUCUAUUUUUCUCUUAUUUCUUCCUCCUUUUCUUUACCUUCUCCCUGUGUCUCUGCCUCCCCUCCUCUCUCUCUCUCUCUCCUUCUUUUUCUCGCUCCUCAUCUUCUCAAUGCCGCGGAAAGUAUUACAGCUUCUUGACGGGGUCACGUUACUUUUGUUUUUUUAUCCUACGCCUUUCCUCCCUCCCUUCUUUCUUCCCUCGCGAUAAAUAUCCUCGCCGCAGGAGUCCUGAAAGUGGAAUGAAACGAACGACGGUGAUCAGUAUUAAUCACACUAAGUAAACGACGCCCGGUCGCGCAAUCAUUUUCUCGCGUAUCUCACUUGAUGCGCAUCCCCACGUAUGUACUCGCGCCAGAAUAACAUGUAAUUCUUAUCGAGAUAACGUAAGAAGCGAUGAGCUUUAUUGUUACGUUUUAAGGAAAAGCCGAGAAACUGUUGUGCCGCGCGGCGUGAACAUUCUUGUGUAUCUGCCACAGACAAUGCAACCUGUAGAGACUAUCCCCCUUUUUUCGCAAAAAUUCUGCGAAAAGUUGUAGAAAAUAAAUUAUUCUCAGCAAUGCAACCCAGAUGGAGACCUUUUUGCUCUCUUUGCAAAAAUUGUAAAGUGAAUACAAGGCGAACGUGAUGACUCAAUCGAAGACAAUCGCGUCAGAGAGCGGUGCGUUCUAUCGCAAACACGCCGACGACACAUUCUGAUAUAUUAUAUAUAUUAUACACGCCUUAUUAUACACAUAGGAUAUCCAGUUUCGUAGUCGCAUCGAGAAUGAAUAUUUCCUGCGGCGUUCUGCCAGCUCUAUCUUAUCCUUUAUUUGUUGCAUCACGAACAUUGUAGAUUUAAGUAGCUCAAGUUAUUCGUUUGUAUGGGUGUAGCGGAUGAAUGGGAUUAACGUUGAAGUCGUUGUCGAAAGGAUGAAACGAGCGAGUGAUUACGAACACGCAUUCGUUAAUAAUUGUGUUAUUAAAGCGUGCGACAAUAAGUCGGCGAAUCUCUUAGCUUGAGUUCGACUCGGCCCCCGAUCCUAUUCAUUCGCGAUCAUUAUGCACAUUAAUAUUGUAAUUAGUUAAAUAGGAUUACGGCACGAGACACAUGAACGUCGGUGAGACGAAAGGUCGAAAACUUGUCUGCGUGAAAGAGACUUUGGUGUAAUUCUAGAGAAGCACCGUUUCUACUUUUGUGUCGGGGACUUCAUCUUACACGAAUUAUAAUCUGCACUUUGAACGCGUCAAAAAGACAUGGUUUACUGGGGACCACGAUCUAACAAAUACUUGUAAGCCUGCGAGAUUAGACUUCUUAGAUAUUUUACUGAAAGAUAUUAAGUUUCAAUAUGUGUACCCCCUCUUCUCUUAUAUAUAUAUAUAUAUAUAUAUAUAUAUAUAUAUAUAUAUAUAUAUAUAAUAUUUACAGCGCGUUAUGUAUGUGCAAUAUAAAUAUAAAUAAAAAAGAAUAUAUAUAUAUAUAUAAAUGAUUGUUUAUGAGAUCACACGCGCCGAAUGCUAUCCGGGCUGACAUAGAAAUCCACGUUAGUUCUUUCAUAUAUGACAUAAAGAUCCACAUUAGUCUUACUCUUAUUGAGAUUUGUAAAUAUUCAAUAUUAGUAUUAAUCGUUAGGCAUAAUUGUGAAAACGAAAGGAGCAACGCACAUCGAGCAAGUUUUACACAUUGUUUUCUGUUACUCUUAUUUAACUACGUUCGUGCGCGUCGAAAAAGCAUAGAGUAUCCCCCUGGAAUAUUGUUAUCCCCUUUGCUUCUUCCCUUAUAUUCGAGAUCGCUGGAUCUGUUCUCUUCACGCUCGUUCGCGUUCCCUUAUCCCAGAUAGACAUAUUUUAGCAUAUUGUCUGAGUAAUGAAUUGAGAAUUAAAAAUUGUAGUGCAAAUGCGUAAAAACGUGUCAUAAAACAAGAAUUUUGUCAGUAUGUAAAAGAAGGCAUCUGAUGCUACGAAAAUUGUUAUUUAUUUGCUGGCAAGAGACCGCAAAUAUGAUCUGAAAUUUAAUCUAGUAAUUAGAAGUAAACGUUUUGAUUCCAAAUAUGGUGUAAUAUGAAAUGGUAUUUCUUAAAAUAAUAUCUUUUAAACAUGUGCUCCUGCAAUAGUAUGACAAGGUAUACAUUAAUUGUUUGCAUACCAUGUUCAGCAUAUCUGUCUAUCUAGGAUAUCUAUCCAAAGCAUGAGCAUAUACUUGUCUCGUUUUAAAUACAGGGAGCGCGUUGAAGCAUCAUUGUAAUCGAAUGGAUCAUGCGUUUAAAUAUUCGUCACUUUUAGGACUCGCACGAACGCGGUUGUUAUUAUACAUAUAUCCUUAGAUAAGCUAAGGGGAUUUGGCGUAUCUGCUAAGUUUGUUGUUUUAUCUACGAUGUAAGAUGUCUGACGUCGUCUGUUGUUGACGCGUCUUUAACAACAUUGUACAGUAUAUAUUAUUAUUAUCUUCCCACACGCGCAUACACAUACACAUACACACACACACUUCCUUAUGUUAUACCGUUGCGUUCGAUUGUUAUCGUACAUUAUGAUGACACGCUGAUCAUAGUUAUAAUCAUUAAAUUGUUAAAUUGUCGUCUCAGAUUAUUGCAGCUAUAGUUAAUAAUAUAUUAUUAUGUCAUCAUGACCGACACGUAAUGUUAUAUGUAAAGGUUAAGAAUCAUUUUAUUAAAACUGUCAAUUAAGAUAUAA